GUUCGAGUUUAAAGCACGUGCUUGCGAACGCUGCUUUACCUCCCUAGGUAGCGCCACGAGCUCAGUAUACAAAAUGGCGACCAAUGGCGACUAUGCAGCAGAAUCGUUUUGUGUGUUAGAGUACGCGCGAUGUUUAUCGGUUGUUACAGUGCAACGUACAUUCCGACGGCGGUCAUCAGAGCAUUCUACGAUGGUAUCGACAAUUCAAGAAGACAGGUUCCAUUAAUUACUAAACGUAAAAGUACCGGAAGACCACGAGUUCCUGACGAAAU
Acanthoscelides obtectus is the source of this 272-nucleotide messenger RNA. The record is from the annotation of a GenBank genome assembly. NCBI's taxonomy places the organism in Eukaryota, Metazoa, Arthropoda, Insecta, Coleoptera, Chrysomelidae.